AAUGAAACGCCUCAUAUGGCACGUAUCAUUAUGAUACCAACACGUAGAAGACAUCCAGGUAGGGUAGGUACAUUACAUUAGAUUACAAUCCAAUAUGGCACAGGAUUACAGCAAAUGCUAUCAAGGAUUCCAAGCAAUUCUGGAUGGUGAUAAGUAUGAGUGUAAGCUGGUUGAGAAGUCCAAGAAGAAAGCAAAGGAGGAACUCCAUGAGGAUGACAAAGAAAGGGAUGCUGCAGUUGAGCAGUUGAGAACUUGGAUCAAAGAGCAGCCACAUCUAACUGCAUGCACAGAAACUACCUUUCUGCUACAAUUUUUGAGACGUUGCAAAUUUAGUCAAUUAGAAGCCAGAAAGAUGUUUGAUAAUUUCCACACCAAAAUUUGCGAUCAGCUGCCUUUUUGGAUGUGCAACAUUGAUGUUCAUAAACCUGCUCUGAGAGACCUUAUUACAAAUCAAAGAAUAUAUGUUCACUUACCGCACAGGGAUGAUGAGGGAAGGAGAAUCUUUUUAUGUCAAUUAGGUCGUUUUGAUGUUGGCAAGGAUAUUUUGUACAAUUUUCAUGACUACAUUGCUUAUAGUGGUGUUACAAUGAUGGUGUCAAAUAGAGAGGAAGAGACACAGGUUAAUGGCUAUGUUAUAUUUCUGGACCUAACAGACCAGACAAUGAAGCAUAUGACUUUUAUGCCAAUUGAAUUCAGAAGAAAACUUUUCGGCUUGUUCUCGAACCAACUGCCUGCCAGAAUAAAAUCAAUGAUUAUGUACAAUGCUGGACCUGUGUGGGAGACAAUGUGGAACCUUGCAGGUCACUUUGUCUCUGCCAAAAUUAAAGAAAGGAUGUCAUAUUGCAAAACUAUGGAGGAAGUAUAUAAGUUGAUUCCAAUGAGGUGUCUUCCUCGAGAAUACUUGCCAGAUGACUACAACGGACCAUGUGCUGGAAACCUAGCUGAUAUUGCCAGUAAGAAAAUACAAGAAAAAAAACAAAACUCCAAAGAGUAGUAAAUCCCACCGAACAAAAUAUAUGUUAUUAUACAGUGGCGGAUCCAGGAACCAACAGGGGGGGGCCCAAAUUUGAGGUUACCUCUACAGUGAAUUAAGCAAACCAGUUGUUAGAGACAGAAUCCUAGAACUCAGUACAAAAUAUUUCAAAGUUGAUGAAUCUAAACGACCUGUUAUUACAGACGCAGAAGUUGCUUCAUUUAGGAAGCUCCAUGUUGAUUAGGAAUAUCAAUAAUUCAAAUAAUAGUGAAGGAUUUGGAAAAAAUAAGUAAAUUUUAUAUUAUUCUAGAUUAAUCUAUGUAAUUAACGAAUAUUUGUUGACUAAAAAAUAAAUGGCAAUUUAGUUGAUACUUUUAUUAUUUUUACGACCUGAAGUGUAAUUCGAUGUAAUCGGG
Owenia fusiformis is the source of this 1389-nucleotide messenger RNA. The record is from the annotation of a GenBank genome assembly. Lineage: Eukaryota; Metazoa; Annelida; Polychaeta; Sabellida; Oweniidae.